AUGUGGUCUUCAAUUGUCGUUUUGCUGUGUUUUGUUUCUGAUGGUCUAAGUCUGGGCCAGCAGAGAGUCAUCUCAUUCACUGAUGGACCUCUUCAACUAGCAGGAAAUGGCGUUGCGACUUUGAUUCUUUCCAGCACCGAUUUCCCUGGGGUCAUCCGAGCAGGACAAGACCUUGCCGCAGAUUUCGGAAAAAUCACUGGGAAGAACCUCACAAUCGCGCAAAUAUCAACUGAUCAAACCUCCACUACCGGACCAGCAAUCAUAGCAGGUACACUCGGCAAAUCUGCACUGAUCGAUUCUCUCGUGUCCGCUGGGAAGAUCGACAUCAGCCAGAUUCAAGGACAAUGGGAAUCUUUCGUCACACAGAUCGUGACAAGUCCCGUGUCCGGAGUGGCAUCGGCUUUGGUCAUAGCUGGAAGCGAUAAAAGGGGCACAAUAUACGGAAUCUACGACAUCUCAGAACAAAUUGGGGUGUCGCCGUGGUAUUGGUUCGCGGACGUCCCUUCUACACAACAAACCAACAUCUUCGCUCUAGAUAUUCACAAAACCCAGGGCCCUCCUAGCGUCAAGUACAGAGGUAUUUUCUUGAACGACGAACAGCCUGCUCUCACCAACUGGGUUAAGGAAAAGUAUGGAGGGGUAGGAUACGUUUCCGGGUUCUAUGCUCGAGUGUUCGAGUUGCUCCUCCGACUACGAGCCAACUAUCUCUGGCCGACGAUGUGGGACAGCAUGUUUGCAUUAGACGACACCAAAAAUCAGCCACUUGCUGAUACAUACGGAAUUGUCAUGGGAACUAGCCAUACAGAGCCGUUGAUGCGCUCCACGAAAGAACAGACCAAGUACGUGAGUGGAUCAUGGGACUGGACAUCCAACAAAGCGAACAUCAUUAAAUUUCUCACCGAUGGUGCGAAUAGAGCAAAGCCGUAUGAGUCUCUAUAUACUAUGGGAAUGCGUGGGUCUGGUGAUACUGCGUCGUCUACUUUGACUGCUGCUUCGCUUGCCGAUGUGGUUUCCGAGCAGCAGAAGAUUCUUACUUCUGUUAUUGGGAACGUAUCCACGAUCCCACAGAUGUGGUGUUUAUACAAGGAGGUAGGAGGGUACUAUCAAAAAGGGCUCAAAGUCCCAGACGAUAUUACACUUCUUUGGUCAGACGAUAAUUCAGGGAAUAUGCAACGUCUUCCUAUUCCAAGCGAAGUGGGGCGAGUUGGAGGCGCAGGAGUGUAUUAUCACUUCGACUAUGUCGGCGAUCCAAGAAACUACAAAUGGAUUAACACCAUUGCGCCUCAGAAGACUUGGGAACAGAUGCAUAUGACAUACAACCGAAAUGCACGAGAGAUUUGGGUCGUCAACGUUGGCGAUCUGAAGCCAUUGGAAAUACCAAUAAAUCACUUCCUCGAUAUGGCCUACAACAUGACGCUGUUCACUUCCCCAAAUAGCACCGAUACGUGGCUCUCUCAAUUCGCCGCCAUGCAAUUUGGCGCUGCCGUGUCAGACCAAGUGGCUUCACUCAUAGACACCUAUUCUCACCUUGCCGCACGCCGAAAAUAUGAGCUGCUAGACUCUACCAUAUUCUCUGUGAUAAAUUACAACGAAGCGGACACUGUCCUCGCCGAAUGGCACACACUCGUAUCGUCCGCUCAGGCAAUUUAUGAUUCUCUCCCAGCAGCAUCGCAACCAGCGUUCUUCCAACUCGUGCUUCAUCCUGCAAAAGCGGGAAGCAUUCUUUACGAUUUAUACGUCUCCACUGCUAAGAAUAAUCUAUAUGCAAAGCAAGGUAGAGUGAGUUCUACGACAUACGGCACGAUGGCAACGACUGCAUUCCAAGCCGAUAAAGAUUUGGCGAGCACGUAUCAUAAGCUUCUUGGUGGGAAGUGGAACCAUAUGAUGGACCAAACGCACAUUGGGUACACUUCUUGGCAACAACCGUCAACGAAUAACAUGCCUGCUCAAUCAACGCCUGCAAAGUCGACGAACGGUGCAGCUGGUGUAUUUGUUGAUGGAGGUAGCACGACGCUUGCUCUACCAUCAAUUAGUCUGUAUGGUCCAGCUUCCCGAUGGAUCGAUAUCUAUUCGAAAGGCAGCUCGGCUACGUCGUUCACCAUCUCUUCUGAUCCAUGGGUGAAAGCGAGCCCCGCAUCUGGACAAUUGACCCCUCCUGGCCUAACAUCCGACCAAAGAGUGAAUAUCACAAUCGACUGGAGCACCGCUCCCACUUCCACCACUACCUCGAAGAUCAUUGUCACGGCCGGAGGAACAGACUUCACGGUUACUAUCCCGCUAUCCAACACGGCUCUGCCCGCAAAUUUUACGGGCUUUGUCGAAAGUGACAAAACAAUCAGCAUCGAGCCCGAGCACUGGACAUCCGUUACCUCGACCUCUAAGGCUUCAUACGGUGUAAUUCCGAACUAUGGGCGCAGUUUAUCAGGCGUCACACUCUUUCCCGUUACAAUCUCAAGUCAAACUCCUCUUUCAUCCCCGAAACUAAGCUACAAUAUCUACGUCUUCACCGCAACCACGGCAUCAAUAACUCUAUAUCUCGGUCCAUCUCUCAAUACCGGCCCCUCUCGACCCUUGACAUACGCAAUUUCAAUCGACGAUGCAGCGCCCACGAACGCACAAUAUGUCCCAAUCACAGAUCUGGGAACGUUGCCUAGUACUUGGACGCAAGGAGUUGAAAGGCAGGGGUACGAUCAUACGACGAAACAUGAUGUUACGGUAGGAGCGCAUGUUCUGAAUCUAUGGGCUUUGGAGCCUGGUGUUGUAUUUCAAAAGAUUGUGGCUGAUUUGGGAGGUGUGAGGACGAGUUAUUUGGGUCCGCCGGAGAGUAUGCGCGUUUGA
Messenger RNA from Mollisia scopiformis, 2838 nucleotides. RefSeq lists its product as uncharacterized. Lineage: Eukaryota; Fungi; Ascomycota; Leotiomycetes; Helotiales; Mollisiaceae. The record is from RefSeq and is a predicted model, not a curated record. Bases 1 to 2838 code for a protein of 945 amino acids. The transcript is spliced from 3 exons.